UUGAGAGAAAGAGAAUCAGCGGAUGCUCCUUUUCCUGGAAAGGAAGAAAAGGUUUUUUGAAUUGCUUCACAGCCACAAAAAGAUAAAAGGAAUCAGAAGAAGCAGGAGUUUAGAAGGACAGUGUGGCUUCCAAAGACUUAUUUUUGGAGAUUCCUCCAUCCCAGGAUGAAAAUGGAAGAGGACCUCUCCCCAGCCUGGCCAAAAGAAGAAGCCCCAGAAGAGGCCAGAGAAGCCCCCAGUGGCCUCCAGAAGGCUGUUCCCCACAAUCCGCAGGCAGAUGGGGAAGGAGGAGGUCCACCGCUGGAGCCAGUGCAUUCUGGGUUUCCUGGGCACCCUCCCCAAGGGGCAGCAUCCCAUUGGGUGAAAGAAGAAGCAAGAGAGGGUGUGGAGGGUUGCUGGGAAGCCCAGUGGCAGGAGUUUCUGAAGAAGAUGGAGUCCCCAUGCUCAAGCCGGCGAUCCCCACCAUUCUCAGAGGAGCCCACGCCAUGGGACAACACCAAGGCAUUUUUGGAUUCCUUUGAGCAAGUGGCCAAGGCUUGCCAGUGGCCCAGGGAGGAGUGGGUGGCCAGGCUCUUGCCGGCCCUCAGUGGAGAGACCAAACAGGUCUUUGACAGGAUGUUGUCCAGGGAUAGAGUGGAUUAUGGGAAAGUGAAAGUGGCCAUCUUGCAAGGGGAUGCCCUGCAGAGGGAGAAGCAUCGCCAGCACUUCCGGCAUUUCUGCUAUCAGGAGGCCGAGGGACCCACCGCAGCAUACAAUCAGCUUCAAGACCUUUGCCAUGGGUGGCUGAAGGUGGAGAUACACUCCAAGGAGCAGAUCCUGGAGCUGUUGAUCCUGGAGCAAUUCCUGGCCAUCCUGCCCCCAGAGAUCCAGAGCUGGGUCUGGGAAGGCAGCCCUGAGACUUGCUCCCAAGCGGUGGGCCUGGCUGAAGAGUUCCUUCAGCGGCGACGAGAGGCCAAGGACCACCAUGGAAGGAAGGUGAGAUGGUGGGACUCUGGUUUAGAAGGUAAUAGAACCCUUCAGAUUGGCCAAGAAGCUUAG
Molecule: messenger RNA, 1038 nt
Organism: Candoia aspera
Lineage: Eukaryota; Metazoa; Chordata; Lepidosauria; Squamata; Candoiidae
Product: neurotrophin receptor-interacting factor 1-like
Exons: 2
Coding region: 166-1038 (290 amino acids)
Source: RefSeq, a predicted model, not a curated record